Molecule: messenger RNA, 603 nt
Organism: Aphanomyces astaci
Lineage: Eukaryota; Oomycota; Saprolegniomycetes; Saprolegniales; Verrucalvaceae
Exons: 1
Coding region: 1-603 (200 amino acids)
Source: RefSeq, a predicted model, not a curated record
AUGGUUGCCACGCUCACGACGACCUGGUCGACCUUCUCAUGCGACGAAGUAGCUUUCCUCCUCGAUGCAUUGGUGGGGCGCCCAUUCACAAGCGACAGCUUUGUCCAUAUCACAUCCAACAUCCUUCGCCUCGAUGCUAUUCCUGUUGCGGGCCCGACAGAAAUCACGCCAUCCCCUACGGCAAAGUUGCUCGUCGCUACAUCACCACCACUGUUUCACUGCCUGCAGCCAUGUUGUGGGGAUGCUAUCCGGUGGCCGAGGGGCUAUUGCAGUGCUCACGGGGGCAAAGCCAAGUGUAGCGAGCAGGAUUGCACCCGCGACCGACAAACGGGCGGCAAGUGUAUCAAGCACGGCGGUGGCCUGCGGUGCAAAGUGCAAAACUGUCCCCGAUCUGUUCAAACCCGGGGACUCUGCAAAGCCCACGGAGGCGGCGUCCGGUGCCAGGUGAUCGGCUGCUGCAAUGGCUCGCAAGGAGGGGGGUUUUGCAGGGGCCACGGUGGGGGCAAGAAGUGUGUCGUUCCUGGAUGUGACAAGGGGGUUCAAAAGUGCAACUUGUGUACUGCCCACGGCUCGUCCAAGGCUCUUUCGUACGGCGUACAUUGA